CUGGGACAACUACACAGCACAGCUCUCACUGGACACACAGAGUGUGAAAGGGCGUGUGAAAGAGAGUGUGUGUGAGAGGGAGAGAGAGAGAGAAAGAGUCGCGACUUGCAAGGCAUGUUGGAUGGUUGUUGUUGCUGCUGUUGUGUGUUUGAUGUAUGCUUGAAUGUUGCAUUUAUGAUAGUGGAAGUUGGUCUGUUUAGACAGUUAAUGUUGAUUGUGUAUGUGAUGACGAAUAUGUGUGUGUGUGUGUGUGUGGUGGGGGGGGGGGGGGGGAGACCUGAGGUGUGUAUGAGCUGCUGUGUGUUUGAGGUGUGUGUUUGAUGGUGCUGGAUAGCUGGGGUGUUGGUGCUAUGUAUCGGCGUUCGCCCUGUCACAGAAGCAGGGUCCACUUUGACUUCAGCGAGGAAGUCAUCAAGAGACUCCAUACUUCCAGCCACACUCACAGCUUUGACGUGGAGAAUGGCCCAUCAGCCAGCUGCAGUCCGUUGGACCCUUCAGCGUCUCCCGGGUCUGGCCUGGUCCUACACACCAACUUCCCUGGACACAACCAGCGCAGAGAGUCCUUCCUCUACCGCUCGGACAGUGACUACGAACUCUCGCCCAAAUCCAUGUCCCGAAACUCCUCCAUCGCAUCUGAACUACAUGGUGAUGACCUGAUAGUAACGCCUUUUGCUCAGGUCCUCGCAAGCCUUCGAAGCGUAAGAAAUAACUUCACAGUCCUGACCAAUGUCCAAUGUGCUUCCAACAAUGCAGAACAUCCUCCUCUAGAAUCAGACUGGGAUUCAGACUGGGAAUCAGACUGGGACUCAGACUGGGACUCAGACUGGGACUCAGACUGGGACUCAGACUGGGACUCAGACUGGGACUCAGACUGGGCGUCAGACUCAGACUGGGACUCAGACUGGGACUCAGACUGGGACUCAGACUGGGACUCAGACUGGGACUCAGACUUGAACGCAUAG
This is a messenger RNA of Salvelinus sp. IW2-2015, 962 nucleotides long. The record is from RefSeq and is a predicted model, not a curated record. Lineage: Eukaryota; Metazoa; Chordata; Actinopteri; Salmoniformes; Salmonidae.